Molecule: messenger RNA, 529 nt
Organism: Caenorhabditis angaria
Lineage: Eukaryota; Metazoa; Nematoda; Chromadorea; Rhabditida; Rhabditidae
Source: the annotation of a GenBank genome assembly
AUGGAGCCGGGAAAAAUUGAGCCAAGUGCUCCUCCUGUCGAAUAUCAAGGCACUGGAAAUAAUGCUGUUCAUCCCGUGGUAAGUUUGAAAAAUUUAAGGUCCUUAAUGUUUUUCCUGAGGUUUCUAAUGUUCUUAAGGUUUUUAUUUUCCGGAGACUCACCUUAAGGACCUUAACUUUACCGUUCUCCCUAAGCCUAAUCAUACUCUUUAAGGUAGUUCCAAUUCAAACUACAACAGUGAUGAUUGUUGGAACAAAAGAUGCACCAUCUUUCGAAUCUUAUCAAGAAGCGUGUCAUGUUUGUAAGGUAAUAAUUCACAUAAUUAUUUAAUUACUCAUCUAAUUAUUUAAUUUCAGCUAACAGUUGCAACACGUGUCGAAUAUGUGAUGGGAACCCGUUCGUGGGUAAUGAUUAUCUUGGGAAUCUUUCUUUUCUGCCCACUUUUGUGCUGUUUUUGCUGUGAAUGUUCCAAAGAUGCCAAACAUUAUUGCCCCAAAUGCAAUUUGCUUCUUUCAGUCAAAAAACGCUGA